AAAAUAGGCAUUACCAUUUCACAACAAAAAUGGCGUCCUCCAAGAAAAAACGUGUUGAUGAAGAAGUAAUGGAUGAUGAAGAGAUUAAUGAGGAAGAUGAAGAAGUUAACGAUGAGGAAAAUGACUCAGAAAGUGAAGAAGAACCUAUGGAUCAGGAAGUACAGUUAGAUUUUGAAGCAAGGAUACCAGAUGACAGUGACUUCAAUGGAAUACGUACUCUGCUUCAGCAGGUAUUUUUGAAGGCCAAUGUCAACCUGUCAGAGCUUACAGACACUAUUAUAUCACAGAACUACAUAGGCAGUGUUAUGAAGCAACCAUAUAACCCCGAGGUUGAUGAUGCUGAUGACGAUGAUGAUGAUACUGAUGAUUCAGUGCUGGCACUCACAACAGUUGUAAAUAUUACAGAAAGAAAGAAUUUAGACUGUAUGAAGCAGUUGAAAACAAUGCUUCAAGAGAAAUGCAAACAGUGUGCAGCAGCCCAGUCUGAUAAAUUCAACAAGCUUCUGAGUGAUCCAGAUUGCCAUGUAGGGUACCUGAUCAAUGAGCGCUUUUUGAACCUACCUCCCAGCAUGGCAGUACCAAUGUUUGAGUCACUUAUUAAGGAAAUGGAGAAAGCAAAACAGAAGAAGAUGAAGUAUGAGUUCAGUCACUACCUGAUGGUGUGUAAGACGUUUGAGAUGAAGGCUGCACACAAUGUGAGACAGAUGAUCUAUUCUAACUCCGAGGAGGAGUUGUUUCAAGAGGCUAGUGAUAUAUGUUUCCGUUAUUCGGUGGCACACGAGAGGGACACUGGUGUGGAGAAAUGGAGUUCCGAGGAUGACAUGGAACCAUUUAGGACUGUGAUUGUACUUCCUGCUGAUAAAUUGUCCUCUGUGCUUGAAAAGUUGAAACAGGAAGUGUCAAAAACAUAAUAAAUUUUGAAGUCA
This is a messenger RNA of Mercenaria mercenaria, 926 nucleotides long. RefSeq names its product protein BCCIP homolog. The record is from RefSeq and is a predicted model, not a curated record. The coding region runs from base 30 to 911 and encodes 293 amino acids. The transcript is spliced from 7 exons. Gene Ontology annotation, cellular component: nucleus. NCBI's taxonomy places the organism in Eukaryota, Metazoa, Mollusca, Bivalvia, Venerida, Veneridae.